GGGACAGAGAGAGAGAGAGAGAGACAGAGAGAGAGGGAGGGAGAGCGAGAGAGGAGGAGAGCCAUAGAGAGAGAGAGAGAGACAGAGAGAGAGAGGAGGAGGAGAGCGAGGGAGCAGUGGAGAAGGACAUAGCAGUAGAAUCAGAGGCUGAACUUUUGUGAAACUUCUUCAAAAAGAACUCCAAAAGUUUUAGGACUCAGGAUGUCGUCGGUCCAACAGCAGAACGGCCCAGAAGACUCAGCACACCGGAGCUUCUGGAUGCCUGGAAACUACCAGCAGACAGUGAAGAGGACAGAAGACUCCUUCCAGGCGUGUAACGACAUCGUGACGUGUUUUCAGGAGCGAGCUCGGGUGGAGAGACUUUACGCUCAGCAGCUCAACGAGUGGAGCAACAAGUGGAAGCCAGUAGUGGACACCAGUCCUCUGUACGGCUCUCUGUUACGGGCCUGGCAGUGUUUCCUCUCCUCCGCUGAUCGUCUCUCCACCCUGCACUCCUCCAUCUGUCGCUCUCUGGUGUCUGAGGAUGGAGAGAGGAUCAGGACGUGGCAGAAGGAGACGUUCCAUAAGAAGAUGUUCGGAGGCUUCAGGGAGUCGCAGGACUUCGAGAUGGGAUUCACUCGAGCUCAGAAACCCUGGGCCAAGAGACUCAAGAAGCUGGAGAAGGCAAAGGCUGCGUUCCAUAAAGCGUCUCGUAAAGAGCACAUGGCUCGGGAACGUGAAGCUCAGGCUCGGGGAAACCCUGAGAUCAACAUCGAGAAACAGCGGAAGAUCCAGGAGGAGCAUGAGAUCACUCAGCAGAAGAUGCAGAAGGUCCGAGCCCGGUACGAGAAGGUUCUGGAAGAAGUGACACGCUACGCCCCCCGCUACAUGGAGGAAAUGGAGUCCAUCUUUGACCAAUCGCAGGAGGAGGAGAGGAAGAGGAUCAGCUUUCUCAAACAGGCCUUUUUGUCCAUCCACAGACACCUCGACGUCACCAACAACGAGAGUGUGAAGACUGUGUAUAAUGAGCUCCACGAUGCUCUGAUGGCCAUUAAUGAUCAGGAGGACCUGCGCUGGUGGAGGAACACACACGGCCCCGGCAUGCCCACUGACUGGCCUCAGUUCCAGGAAUGGAUACCAGACAAGAAGCUUAAAAAAGGGAAGAAAGCUGUGGAGCAGAAGGCGGUGGUGGUGGAGAGAGGUACAAUGAUUGGUGGAGUGAGAGUCCGGGCUCUUUAUGAUUAUGUUGGACAGGAGCCGGAUGAGCUGUCCUUUAAAACUGGUGAGGAGUUUGUGAAGAUUGAGGAUGAGGAUGAUCAGGGUUGGUGUAGAGGGAUGAUGGAUGGAGGAAAAGAGGGUCUUUAUCCAGCCAACUAUGUGGAGGUGGUGUAGGUCCUACAGCGCCACCUACCACUCUGAUGGGACAUACACACUCUCUCUCUCACACACACACACACACACACACACACACAUACACAACACUGCUUUUAACACACCCUUGUCAAAACGUUACCUCUCUCACCCAUCAGUCUGAAGUGUUAAUUAUCUAGAGUCCUAAUAAUAAAAGCCCAGAGUGGAUCCUGCCCCAUCACACCCUCCUCACCCAGGCCCCUUCAUCCUGCCCCGCCCCUGCGUCCUUCCCCCCAAUUCCAGACCAUCACGUACCUGAGCUGAUAAAGUAACACAACGGUCCCUAAGAUGUGGUGGGUAAAUAGAGAGGGGCAAAUAGACAGGGGUGUGUUAAAGUCUGUACAGAACCCCAGCCACACUCUCGGGUCCUGACCACACUCAGGCCUUCCAUCAUAAGUUCACACCAGUCUGUGUUUAUAUUAAUUGUAGUGUUUGGUAUUUUCUGUGGAAGUGAAGUGUGUACAGGAAGCAGCUGACGUGUUCACGUACGUGUGCAGAGUUUACACGUGAGGAUAAGGACGUUUUUAUUCAGUACGAUAUUUAGCUUUAGCGUGUUCAGGUGCUUUGGAGAUGAAACGGCGCUUUGAGGUGACACGGAGAUACACGAGACAGUUCAUAUGCUAUACCGUAACACGGCCUCAGUGACAUAAAGACUACGUCAGGUGGACAUAACACCUGAGUCAGGUGACAUAGAUUGUCUUGAGAGAUUUAUUUUAGAUCGUCAUGACAACUGACUCUGUAGCUCAGGCUCGACUCUUACGUUAGGAUUUUUUUUUUACGUUUUUAUAUCAGGUGUCAUAGAGGGCUUAUAAAGGCCUAAUGUAGCUCUAUGAACACAGCGAUCCAAUUUUUGUCCUAUGAUGUCGCACAUUAUAGCACAUACGGUACGGCCAUCACAGCACAUACUAGAACCCAAUCAGACAAAAAGAAUUAGAUGUAUACAAUACGGUGCAAAAGUAUUCACCCCCUUUGAGCUUUUGUAUCAUUACAACCUGGAGCUUAACUGGGAUUUUUUUUUGUUUUAAUGGUUUGAGUUACACAUUUUAACAUAUUUUAAAUUCCAACAUAAAAAACAACAUUAUAUUGAUGCAAGCUCUGGGGCUCGGUGUUUUGCCCGACUCAGUGCUUGUUUGUAAAAGGUUUAGAGAGAGAAUAGCCAUGAAUUCUCAAACAGACUGGAGUUGAUUUUGAUUGACAGUUCAUUCAGCUUCUUGCUUCCUGUCUCAAGGUGAAGCUCCGCCCCAUAAGGUGACAAGUCAUUUGCAUACUGAAACAGGUUUCUGUCUAGUAUUGUUGUGUGUUUGUGUCUGUUCAUCUUACCUCCACUCCAGACCAACUUCCUGGUCCUGGCUGAUCACAAACCUCCCCACAACAUGAUGCUACCACCACCAUGUUUCACGGCAGUUUGAUGACAAGUGGGAGACGUCCACCAAAUGUACCACCUUGUACCACCAUGUGCCACCAUGUGCCACCAUGUACCACCAUGUACCACCUUGUACCACCAUGUGCCACCUUGUACCACCUU
This is a messenger RNA of Tachysurus fulvidraco (yellow catfish), 2914 nucleotides long. Its product is annotated as protein kinase C and casein kinase substrate in neurons protein 2. The record is from RefSeq and is a predicted model, not a curated record. Gene Ontology annotation, biological process: cytoskeleton organization; regulation of endocytosis; plasma membrane tubulation. Gene Ontology annotation, cellular component: endosome; cytoplasm; plasma membrane. NCBI's taxonomy places the organism in Eukaryota, Metazoa, Chordata, Actinopteri, Siluriformes, Bagridae. The transcript is spliced from 11 exons. The coding region runs from base 202 to 1371 and encodes 389 amino acids. Gene Ontology annotation, molecular function: protein binding; phospholipid binding.